UAUAUAUAUCAUAACUCAUUGUAACAUCUUAGAUAGUGCCUUUCUUUGAGAGCUUAAAAAGGAAACAAAACCCUUCAAGUUUGUUUCAGUUUCAAAGACAAACAAAUUCAGUUAUCAUUGAUUUCUGUGCCAUUCUUCUUCAUCAGUAUGGUAGGUAUCUUCUCGUUGGUUACAGGGAUGGCGGGACCAAGUGGAUUCGGAUCCGCCACAACUGCAGAACAGGUUUCUGAAGGAAUUGAUGCCAGCAACCUCACUGCAAUUAUCACAGGGGGAGCAAGUGGUAUUGGCUUGGAAACAGCUCGAGUCCUGGCUCUUCGAAAGGUCCAUGUUAUUAUUGCUGCGAGAAACAUGAAUUCUGCAAAGGAAGCUAAACAACUCAUACUCCAGGACAACGAGUCUGCUCGAGUGGACAUAAUGAAGCUUGACCUUUGCUCACUGAAAUCUGUGAGAUCAUUUGUGGAAAACUUCAUCGCUCUUGGCCUUCCUCUCAACAUCUUAAUAAACAAUGCUGGAGUCAUGUUCUGCCCCUUCCAGCUAUCAGAAGAUGGGAUCGAGAUGCAGUUCGCAACAAAUCAUCUUGGUCAUUUUCUUUUGACAAACCUUCUACUUGAUAAGAUGAAGCAAACCGCAAAAGCCACUGGAAUUGAGGGCAGGAUCAUAAAUCUGUCAUCAAUUGCUCACACCUACACUUAUGAAGAGGGCGUUAGGUUUGAUGACAUCAAUGAUCAAAUUGGUUACUCUGACAAGAAGGCUUAUGGACAGUCCAAGUUAGCCAACUUAUUACACGCAAAUGAGCUUUCUCGUCGCUUGCAGGAAGAGGGUGUCAACAUCACAGCCAAUUCAGUCCACCCUGGAGUGAUAAUGACUCCUCUUAUGAGACACUCUUCAUUUCUUAUGAAUUUUCUGAAGAUGUUCACCUUUUACAUAUGGAAGAAUGUCCCACAGGGAGCUGCCACAACAUGCUAUGCUGCUCUGCACCCUAGCUUGAAAGGUGUAACCGGGAAGUACUUUCUGGAUUGUAAUGAGUUUGAACCAAGCGCGCUCGCGUCAAAUGAACUCUUAGGAAAGAAACUCUGGGAUUUUAGCAACAAGUUGAUCAACCAAGUUUCAAAGGAAUGAAUAAAUAGUCGUUUUCAACGCUUGUCCUGGCCAUCAAUGUAUCAAAGCUUGUUAUUCUCAAGAUACCCCACUACAAAUCUACAAUUACCGUCAUAAUUUCUAUGAUUGCAGCUAUACAUCGUUUGUGUUUUAUACACGUAACAUAAAAUAGAGGUCUUCUUUUAUGAGUCAAACUGUUUCUUUUGUGGAUCAGAGGACAUGAAUGUCGAGCAUAAUCUAAUGUUAAAAGAUAAAAAUAAAAAGGCAGCAAGUAUGUGUUCUUCUCAACGGAUGCUGCUGACUAGUGGAUCCUGAUGAUAAUGUAAGAAACAUUGUGUUCUUCUUUUAAUAUAUAAAUGAUUUUUUAA
This is a messenger RNA of Lotus japonicus, 1466 nucleotides long. RefSeq names its product short-chain dehydrogenase TIC 32 B, chloroplastic-like. The record is from RefSeq and is a predicted model, not a curated record. The transcript is spliced from 8 exons. NCBI's taxonomy places the organism in Eukaryota, Viridiplantae, Streptophyta, Magnoliopsida, Fabales, Fabaceae. Bases 148 to 1119 code for a protein of 323 amino acids.